AUGUCCUCUCGGGCAGCUACUGCGUGUCUCUUCCUCAGCCUGACCUUGGCUGUUACCAAAGGCGCCCUGUUCACAGGCCACUCCCUAGGGUCGCCAUGCGUCCCCAGCCACGGCUGCACACUCGCCUUUGUCUCUGACAACCCCGUAAUCCUGCACUGCCCUCAUGGCUCACUUGGAGUCUUUAUUACCUGGCAGUACCUCGAUCUGGCCCAGACCGACAAGGAACCCACCACUUUUCUACACUCCAAGACCAAAUUUUUGCCCGUGGUCAGCUACGCCAAUUUGCGAAGGUUGCAACUGAAGGCCUGGCUCUUGGGCGACAACCUCUACAUCUCGAGUCCCAACGUGCAGGACUCUGGCUUGUACACCUGCCGCUCGGGUGACGCCACGCUCGCCUAUUACCAAGUUGAUUUCCAGGACGCCGACAACAUCCACAUCUCGCAUGCCAGCCUGAGGGAGACCACCCUGAGCAACACCACCACCGAUCUAGGGAACGGGGCACAGGCCCAGCAGUUUACCUCGUGGGGGCACUGGCAGCCUUGCAAUCGGUGCGACCACCCCGGAGAAAGGAAGCGGGUUGGGUUUUGUUACGCCCUGGUGAGCACUGGGAAGGAGCAGGGCGGGGAACGGCCUCUGCCAUGCGGGAUAGCCCGCAGGAAGCACCCGACACUGCCCAAACGGGGGCCGGAGCUACGAGUGGAAGCCUGCCACGUCCUCUGCAAUGAGUCCUACCUGCUUGGCAAGGGGGAGCCCAACACUGUGCCGCUGCUUGUCUACACCACCUACUACCCCAGUUUCCAGGACACCGCCUACUUGCGCUGUCCGACCUCUUCCAUCUACAGCCCCGUUUAUUGGCAGGAAGGCUCCACCAUGUUGACGCGUCUCCAGCUUCUCCAACAGAACAGCAGCUCCCUUAGCCUGGAUGAGAGGACCGGCGGUGGGGUCCUUCGCCUCUCCUUCCAGAACCACACGCAGAGCACCUUCUACCGGUGUUACGUCAACGGGCAGCUGGUGGGCAAGUUCCUGGUCACUGCCCCCAGCACCUUCCCAUCGGCUCGAGAGCUGACCCUCACCUCUUCCAUCAUCGAGGCGCUGGUGGUGGGGACGGCCAUGUUCCUAGUCUUCCUGAUGUUCCUCAGCAUCAUUCAGUCCUGCAGGAAGAAACCGGCAGCCGCCGUGAUCUAGGCGCAGGAUGCGCCGCGGACACCCCGGGAACGGCGCACGGGGUGCUGGCUAAU
Molecule: messenger RNA, 1238 nt
Organism: Heteronotia binoei (common prickly gecko)
Lineage: Eukaryota; Metazoa; Chordata; Lepidosauria; Squamata; Gekkonidae
Gene: FAM187B
Product: family with sequence similarity 187 member B
Exons: 2
Coding region: 1-1185 (394 amino acids)
Source: RefSeq, a predicted model, not a curated record